Molecule: messenger RNA, 525 nt
Organism: Gordionus sp. m RMFG-2023
Lineage: Eukaryota; Metazoa; Nematomorpha; Gordioida; Chordodea; Parachordodidae
Exons: 2
Coding region: 10-525 (171 amino acids)
Source: RefSeq, a predicted model, not a curated record
AUUGACGAUAUGGACAUUCUGGAGCGCAAAUACAUGCCGGAAAUAGAAAAAUUCGAACACGACAUUCGCCCUGUGCAAAUGGGAAGGCCUGUGGAGAUUGUCAAGGAAGAAGAGCAGAGGGAAGAUAUAAAUGGGGACAAAGUAAGAAGAAUUCUGCAAGUAGGUGAGGAAGUUAAGGAUUCGGCCAGUGGCCAAAUAUUAGGUCGACUUAAGGAAGAUUGGAUUCAAGACGAUCCCAGAAAUCCUCCCGUUAAGCAUGUGGUGGAAGACAUUCCUCCCCAAAACUUGCAUAUACACGAACACAUAGGUGGUAAGGAGUACGAACAAUUGCAAAAACUUAAUUCGGCGUAUAACACCAUAAAGAACACUAAUAACGCGUACAGUCAUGGUAAUAUGCCAGGCGGUGGAGAUGGCAAUAAUAAAUUUAGUAACGUGUUGCCAACCGAACAACAAUGGAUGCAGCAACAAAAUAAAUUCUAUAAUAGGAACCCUUUAUUAGUCCAACACUUGAAACUAGUUAUAUGA